AUGACGGGCCGCACCAAGCCGGAUUCCGCGCUGGGCGUGCAUGUCUACCAGCAACCAACAGCCGUCUGCUUUGAUGACUUCGCCACUGCGUUCGGUUUCGUCCAUCAUGAACUUCAAUGGCGAAUACUGAUACUAAAUGGUGUACCACCAAACAUCGUUGCCAAGAUCACGGCAUACUACCGUUCCACCACUGCUCGGGUUCUUGUCAGUAACAACCUUUCAGAACCGUUUGCUAUUCGGUCGGUAGUUCAGCAAGGCUGUGUCCUGUCGUUUGCUCAAUCCAUUUACGCUAUAGACUACAUUUUUGGGAAGGCCCUACGUGAAGAGGACGGUGUUGAGCUUACACCCGGGCGCUGGCUGACUGAUCCAAACUACACCGAUGAUAUCGCGGUACUAGCUUAA
This is a messenger RNA of Dibothriocephalus latus, 402 nucleotides long. The record is from the annotation of a GenBank genome assembly. Lineage: Eukaryota; Metazoa; Platyhelminthes; Cestoda; Diphyllobothriidea; Diphyllobothriidae.